AUGCCGCAGCUUUCACGAAGUCGUACUCUUACAGGCUGUGGAACCUGUCGCAAUCGCCAUGUAAAAUGCGACGAAGCCCGCCCCAUCUGCCACAACUGCCAGCAGCAGGGCCUGGCAUGUCUGGGCUACGAGCGUCAGUUGAACUGGGCGGGCGAUGACAAGGACCGAGUAUUCCGUCGUCCCCUCUUCUCUGAGGCAGAGCAACAAAAGAUGUCGCAAUUGACUAUGGACGGACUCGGCAAACAGUCUGCCGGCGCUGCCUUGGCUAAGCUUGAGCUUGAAAGUGUGCAAGACAACUCAUUUAAAGGCCCUUUUGGAGUUCUGGUGUUUUCUGAGGCUGCUGAAGAUACCAAGCAGGAUGAGCCCCAGCUCGACCAGACUGAGGCGGAGCUAGAGUGGGAUCUUCUCUGGCCAGCCAUUGCAAGAGACACUUCUAUGCUUGAUGGGCUAUACGACGUCCCUGAAGUCGGACUUACGGACUCUUUUCUGAAUGUUGAUCCCGAAACUCUCCUUCCUUUGGACCUCACACAUCAGUCCCCCUCUCUGUCAUUUACCCCCUUCCCGUCUCUUGAGAUCUCGGGAAGUACCAGCGUACCCCCCGAGGCCGCCGACCUACUGCGGUAUUUCAAAGAGAAUGUCAUUUCACUAUCCUUCCCUCUGAAGAACUGCCAGAAAUGCCCCUGGCAGGCAGUCCACCUCCCAGCUGCGAUGAGCGCAUUUGCAGAGCUCAGCAUUCACCAUACCACCAGCCACACCAGGCUGUCACUCUUCUACUCUCUACUUGCUGCUAGCUGUCUCCACAAGUAUGCACGCGAUCAGUCCGCCAGUGGCCUGGAGGUAUCAGCGAAUCGGUUUAAAGGAGCCGCCAAACAGCAUCUUGAAUUAGCCCUGAAUGAGGAAGUCCUAGGUUCCCGUCGGGCCAAGUAUAAGGAGAUCCUAAUGGCCGCUCUAUCGAUGGUGAUGCUCUCAAUAUUCAACGGCGAAAACUCCAGCGCGCAAGCAUUCCUCGUUGACGCAGAGUAUCUCAUUCGCAUCCGCGGCCUCCCCAAACCACACAAGUCUCUUAAAGUCCGCUCCCUGCACCACGUUUACACCUUCCUCCGUAUCAUGGCCGAAAGCACAUGCGGCUGCGCCCUGCUAGACAUUUGCCCCGACCGGCCCAGCGCCAGCCUACUGUCAAUCGAGCCAUCCCCAGACUCCCUCCGAAGUUUCCGCGUAUCGAAUGACGUCCUAGACGCUGAAAUCGAUAUCACUCUAGCCAAGGGGAAUAAGAUCGGCUAUAAUGAUAUCCAUCUAGAGGUAAUGGGGCAGUGGGACGAUACACUUUUCCCGGAUAUCUACGGAAUCCCAGAAUCCCUUAUGACCCUUCUGUCGCAGGUUAUCCGUCUAGCGAACGAGCAGGAGUUGCUCCACCGGGGAGGUCCAACUGUGGAUGCACGCAUCGCGGGAGAAUUGAAAAGGCGCGCGAGCUUGUUAGAGCAGUAUAUCCUCUCGUGGGAGCAUUCUCCCAGAUCAAAAUCAGUAACGGUAAAGGGUGGUCAAGAUAGGGCGAUAGGUCAGAAUCAGACGGCAAGCCAUUUUAUGGUUCAGGCCAUGCACCAGGCUCUAAUUCUCUUCUACUAUCGACGCGUCCCUAAUAUCAGUGCCUUGAUCCUGCAAGAUACCGUCCGCAAAUGUCUGGAUUUUCUGACUCGGUACGAUACAGCGCGGCUUGAGGAAAGGGUGGCUCAGUCUGACUCGGCGAUAUUAUGGCCUGGGUUCGUCGCGGCCUGCGAGGCGCUGGAUCCUGAGCUGCAGACGGGUCUUCUAGAUUGGCUGGUAGCAACAGGGCAUCGUACAUCGCUGGGACCAUUUUCUGCUGCAGCUGGGACGGCGCAGUGUGUUUGGAAGGCACGGUCAGAGAAGAAUGACUAUACGCUGAGUUGGUUUGAUGUGAUGAACUAUGAACGGUGUCCAAUUAUUGUGACAUGA
Aspergillus versicolor CBS 583.65 is the source of this 1971-nucleotide messenger RNA. RefSeq names its product Zn(II)2Cys6 transcription factor. Gene Ontology annotation, molecular function: transcription cis-regulatory region binding; zinc ion binding; DNA-binding transcription factor activity, RNA polymerase II-specific. Gene Ontology annotation, cellular component: nucleus. Bases 1 to 1971 code for a protein of 656 amino acids. Lineage: Eukaryota; Fungi; Ascomycota; Eurotiomycetes; Eurotiales; Aspergillaceae. The transcript is spliced from 3 exons. Gene Ontology annotation, biological process: positive regulation of transcription by RNA polymerase II. The record is from RefSeq and is a predicted model, not a curated record.